CCAUAUUGAUUUAAAGUUCGAUUUCCUAUCACAUUUAGCGCUGAUAUUGAACUUAUCGAUAUUGAAGAGUUUCCAUUAUCUAGCGUACGGAUCUAGCGUGUGAUUGGACAAUAUUAAUAAGGGACUACCGGUAGCUUGGUUAUAACAAAAAGUAACUAUUUUUGUUAAAUAAAUGAAUGAAAACUAGUUAAUAACUAAAGUAAAAUUGAUGUUAUUUUUAGUAAAGAUAUAAUUGUAGAAAUAAUUAUAAUCUAAGAACGAACGAAUAUUGAACAAUCGUUCGAUAUUCGACUAAUAUUCGAUAUGGGGUUUUUUGUUCCUUGAAUUUGGCAUUAUUGUAUAUCUAUGAAUUUAGUGCAGAUAUAGGUUGCAUUCUAAAUGAUAUCCUUUAGCAUCUGGUAGUAGGCUAUCUAUAUGCAGUUAUAGUAAUGCCCUGUGUAUGGGUAUAGUAAUGCCGCUGCUGACAAUGACCAGGAGCGGUAGGUGGCUGUGAUAAGUGAAUCUGUGUCCUUCCCUAUCGUGAUAAACGCGUAGUGGCAGUGGAGAAAGAUACUUCGUCGUCAGUCGAGGAAAGCGUCUAACCCUUGAUGAUUCGUCUUUUACGUAGCGUGCAGUGUAGUCGGAGUUCGCAAUUAUGAUUAAUAUAUCGCCCAAGAUCUACGAACUGUGUCGCCUUUGUUUAUCCCCGCAUGAUGUCAAAACAUCCAUAUUUGAGGGGGAAGGCUUACAGCAAAAUUUCGCCAAAAAGAUAUUAACAUGCCUCGAUGUUGAGGUAAAAAGUAAUGAUUCUCUACCAUCUAAGUUAUGUAUCUACUGUGCGGACAAGUUAAAAUCAGCAUACGAGUUUCGUCAGUGUGCAAAAAAGUGUGAUAGCAUAUUCAAACAGUACCUGAAUGACUCCUCCGGAUUAUCAAUCAGUAAUGGUCAGGAAAAUUCUUUCUCCACUGCCAAAAUAGUACGAGAGAAUCGCUUACGUUAUUUGGAAGUAAAUAGAGCGAUUAUAGAAGAAGCUAAUUCUCCAGCCAGCAUUAAUCAAAACACAAUACCUCAAAUACAAACACACAGAUUAGAAUUGCGUACAAAUGAAGUGGUAGGAAAUGAUAAUAAUAAAUGUGAACCAGAAGAUGAUACGUGUUCCAACAGUUCAGAUCCAGAUAGACUCCAAAUAGAGGAUCGAGAUGAACAAGAUAACGAAGGUGAAGAAAAUGGCUAUGAUAUGACCAUGAAAGGAAUUAAAGCGAGCGAUAAUAGUGAAAAUUGUAAAGCAGAUACAACUAAUGAUAGUUCAGUUAAUAGAAUGGAUACGCCAGAAAGCAAUUGUUCGGAUACGCAUAUCGAUCAAGAAACUACUAAAUUGUGGCAAGCUCUUGCAGAAAAUAAAAAUUUGAAAGUAACAGAAGAGAAAAUAAAUGUAAACAAUGGUUUAUCCGGAGAAGCAACUAAUCUACUUCGAUCUAUAUUCAAAAAUAGCCAAAUUGGUAUUACUACUGUCGAUAUUAAAUCACAAAUAAAAAUUUAUAAUAACGGUCCAGAAAUCAAAACUGAACAAUCUUUAGUUACAAAAACUGAUUCUUCUGUAUCUGGGACGAUUUGUACUAUUACACCAAGCAUAGAGAAUAAAGUUAUUUGUAUGGACAGUAAUCCAUCCAGUCCAGCUAGUACUGGACGAAAAGAAACUAAAGGUCGAAGAAAACAAAGUUAUCCGAGUAAGGCCCCAACAAGCCCAGACACUGAUAAUUAUCAAAAUGAGUCUAGCGAAGAGCAAGCACAAGAUUUUACUGCAUGGUCAUAUAAAAUGAAAAUAACUGAUCUGGAUAAUCCAAAACCGAAAUUUGAGAAACAAAGUAGUACUAUUCCUAAAAAAGUUGAUAUGGUUUGUACUAAUUGUGGUACUAUGACUACAACGAUCUGGCGAAGAAGUAUGAACGGUGAAAUGGUUUGUAAUGCGUGCGGACUUUAUUAUAAACUUCAUGGAAUUAAUCGUCCAGUCACUAUGCGAAGAGACACGAUACACACACGCAGACGCCGACCUAAAGGGGAAAAACCAACGCGACAUAGAAAUAAUAAUAUUGUAGGGAAAGCAAUUACAGCAGGACCACCACCACAAUCUGACCAACCUGAUUCUGAAAGUGUUAUGGUGGCAGCUUUGCGUCAAACAAUUCAGCCUCAUCUUUUAAUGGGAGGACUACCACCUUUAUCUGGUAGCCAUAACCCAUUCUCUCGCACACUUAAUUUUCCAUUGCUGCCGAAUUUUGUAAUACGUUCUGAUGAAAUUAAAGCUCGAGAACAAGAACAACAACGUCUUGCGAUAAAGGCGGCGGCGGAGGCGGCAGCUGCGGCUGCUAGUGAAGCACAGGAAGGAGAUGAAGAAAAUAUUUCAGAUGUACCAUUAAAUUUGGUUGCGACAUCGUUAACUGAAGAUGAGAAGACGACACAAUGAGAAACUUCAUUCAAGACAUCGUACCUAGAGCUAUCAUCAGGCCCGUGGUAUAGAACAUGUGAAAGGUAUUAUGAUAUUAAGCACACAGUAUUAAUUACAUGAUUACUCAAAAUGUAUAUACAUAUAUAUGUAUAUAUAUUUGUGCAUGUGAAUAAGAAUAUUUUUAUACAAAAUUUUCUAUGCUUUCGACUGGAGAGCGAUGGAUGAGUGAUUAGUGUACAUCAUAUGUGCAUUAAUUGUUCUUUCGAUAUACAUCUAUAUAUAUAUGUACAUUUGCGUACAUGAAGCUAAUCGUUGUCUGUUUUAAAAGCAAGGAUGGAUAGAUAGAAUAGUUUCAAAUGAAUAUAUUAUGAAGAAACUAAUGAAUGAAAUAAAAAAAAAAAACAACUUGACGUUUUGUUCCACGGGCUUUUGGUCACAAAUGACAUAAUAAUCAUAAUACUCUCGUUAUUUUAUAUACAAUAAGCUUUUUAUGAAAUGUCUUGUUAAAUUUUUCUAAUGUAUAAAAUUGUAUUUUUUAAUAUGCUUUAGUAUAAGUACGUACGUAUUUAAAAAGGAUAAAAAGGAUAAUCUAAUAGUACACGAAAGAAGCUUUUUGAAAUAUUCUGACAUUCAUUCGAAUAUUGAAAAUUCAUUCAAUUACACUUUAGUAUCGUGUUAA
Molecule: messenger RNA, 3101 nt
Organism: Polistes dominula (European paper wasp)
Lineage: Eukaryota; Metazoa; Arthropoda; Insecta; Hymenoptera; Vespidae
Biological process (GO): positive regulation of transcription by RNA polymerase II; negative regulation of transcription by RNA polymerase II; cell fate commitment
Cellular component (GO): nucleus
Molecular function (GO): RNA polymerase II cis-regulatory region sequence-specific DNA binding; DNA-binding transcription factor activity, RNA polymerase II-specific; zinc ion binding
Source: RefSeq, a predicted model, not a curated record